CUUUUGAAACGAUCGCAAAAGAUACUCUCAGACCUCUUGUUUCAGGAUCUGCUUGUCACCAACAAGAUUCUAAAAAACUGACCAUGGCACGGAACCAGCAACCACACUCUGCUGUGCUCUUUCUCAUCUCUCUACUCAUAAUCGCCCUUUUCAACAAUCAACUCUUUGUUCAAGCCAAUAACGACAACAACAACAACACUUGUGCUUCUUCCGACAUGUCGUUUUCCUCUUUUCUUCGUGGCAAAGUAGCUCUCAUUACCGGCGGCGGUGGCACGAUUGGCGAAGCCAUUGCUUCGAAAUUGGUUGGCCAAGGAGCUUCGGUGGUAUUGGUUGGAAGGACGUUGGAGCGAUUGGAAAAGGCCCGGACAAAUGUGCUGUCGACGCAAGCGCAAGCCGCCAAGGACGCGGUAUCCGUCUUGACCUGCGAUGUGACCAAGGAAGACUCGGUGGUGCAACUGUUUUCCACUCUCGACGAACGAGGUGGCGUGGAUUUGUUGGUCAACAAUGCCGGUGUCGCCAUUGGCGGUCCUACCGAAGGCUUGUCGGGCGAGGAUUUCUCCUGGGUCAUGAAUGUGAAUGUAGUCGGACCCUUUCUCUGUGCUCGCGAAGCACUCAAGAGAAUGAAAGAGAAACAGGGUGGCCGCAUCAUCAACAUUGGUUCCUUGAGUGCCAUUUCGCCACGACCCGACAGUGCUCCCUACACCACGAGCAAAUUUGCCAUUAUGGGUUUGACGCACAGUUUGGCACUGGAUGCCCGUCCCUACGGUGUUGCCGUGGGUAUGAUCCAUCCCGGUAAUGUGGUCAGUGCCUUGUUGAGCCCCGAGGAAGCGGCCCGACGAGAAGAGGCGGAAGGAUUCUUACAGCCCGAGGAUGUCGCCAAUUCGGUCUUGACCAUGGCCAGUCUUCCCUAUCAUGCCAACAUCUUGGAACUGACUGUGUUGCCCACUCGUCAGCCUUUGGUUGGAAGAGGCUAGCUAUAGAUAGAUGCAUGUAGAUGGGCAGUGACAUUCUUGGCAUAUACCGGUACAUGAUCUUGGAAAACAUGCCGGAAUGCCAUGACCAUAAAGUGCCCACAUUUCUAUGCUAUUUAGCUACCAAUUUACUGAACUAGGAUACCUA
Molecule: messenger RNA, 1119 nt
Organism: Seminavis robusta
Lineage: Eukaryota; Bacillariophyta; Bacillariophyceae; Naviculales; Naviculaceae
Source: the annotation of a GenBank genome assembly